This is a messenger RNA of Nelumbo nucifera (sacred lotus), 1386 nucleotides long. RefSeq names its product aspartic proteinase NANA, chloroplast-like. The record is from RefSeq and is a predicted model, not a curated record. NCBI's taxonomy places the organism in Eukaryota, Viridiplantae, Streptophyta, Magnoliopsida, Proteales, Nelumbonaceae.
AUGUCUCUCCUGCACUAUUUCUUCUUAGUUUCCAUCAAUGGGUUCUUCUUAGUCCCGGCAUAUGGUGGUGAGUCUGGUGACACAGUGCGAUUCGACCUGAUUCACAAGAAUGACCCUCGUCUCCAGAGAAAGCCUGGUUUGGGGCCACCGACAAACAAUAUGGAACAAAUGAAGCAACAUGUUCACUACGAUUCUCAGCGUGUCCAAAUGAUCUCCCGUGCGAUGAAAAAGAGGAGGAAAGCUGAAGAGACUGCUACCGAUGAUGUAAUAAGAGCUCCAUUCUUCUCUGGGGCAUCGGUUAGGUCAGGCCAUUACCUCAUUCCUCUGAAAGUGGGGACUCCACCCCAGCAGUUGAUUAUGAUCGCAAACACAGCUAGCGAGCUUACAUGGAUGAAAUGUGGAAGUAAUAAAGAUGAAGGGAAGCAGGUGUCUUUCGAUCCAACAAAGUCGUCUUCCUUUCAAACAAUUAAUUGCUCGUCCACGAUGUGUACUCAAGAUCUUGGGGAUUUGUUUGCUUUGGGUAUAUGCCCCAUGCCAGAUAGCCCCUGCAAGUAUGACUACAGUUAUGGAGCUGGGCAGAGUGUGCUAGGCUUCUUUGCCAACGAAACACUGACCCUACAAAUGAAGAGCGGCACGGAGAAAAAAAUGGAACAAUUCCUGGUGGGAUGCAACGAGAUAAUUGAAGGUAUAGAGGAAAAUGACGCUAUCGAUGGUGUAGUCGGGCUGGGAUACAGCAUCUACUCCUUCGCCGUGAGAGGUUCAGAAAGUUUUGGCUACAAGUUCUCAUAUUGCCUGGUUGAUCAUUUCAGCCCCGAGAACGUCCGCAGUUACCUUGUCUUCGGCGAGACUCGACAUCCACCACAUAUGCAGCACACGGAUCUAGUCCUUGGCAAGGUCCUUACGUUCUAUGGUGUGAAUGUGGUUGGCAUCUCACUGGAUGGUGUUAUGUUAGACAUUCCGUCCGAAGUGUGGGAGCUGAGGGAUGAUGGGGGAGGAACCAUUAUUGAUGAAGGUAGCACCUUGACGUUUCUGGCAAUGGAUGCUUACAGGCCUCUGAUGGAUGCUUUGAUUAAGUCUUUGACUAAGUACACCAAGUAUGAGGAUCCUCGUUUCGAGUUCUGCAUCAGCGUGAAACCGGGAGAGUUUAAUGCCACUGAAGUGCCUAAACUCAGAAUCCAUUUCACCGGUGAGGCUCGAAUGGAGCCGCCGGUGAAGAACUAUGUGAUCCAGGUGGAUGAUGGAGUAAGGUGCCUUGGGUUUCAGCCCCUUCCUCCUGAAGGCGGUGUCUCAGUCAUUGGGAACAUAAUGCAGCAAAACAUGUUUUGGGAGUUUGAUUUGAAGACCAGCAGGUUGGGCUUUGCACCCUCCAGCUGCACUGAUGAAUAG